CACUUUUGCACCGCGCUCCUCGCACACGCAGUGGUUGCUUGUUUUCGCUUUUCUUGCUGCUGUUGUUGUUGAGAAAAUGAAUUCAAUUCCGGAAGACAUGCUUGGCGUUUGACAUUUAAUGUUCAUAAAAGAAUUAUUAAGACAAUGUUCUGGCCCUCGCAGUUUGUCGAAACAUGCCACUACAACUCUGAAUACGAGUCUGAUUAUAAUCCACCAUCAGAAGAUGACUUAAAUCAUUCUCAGGCGAGCAAUGCUCAGGCCACCAAGAAAGUUAAAGUUUCUGAAGAGUCAGAGGAAACUGGUCCACCUCGGAACAGAUUAGUCGCUAAUGCACCAAUUUUCAACUUGGCUGAAUACAUUUCGUCCAAAACAUUUGAUGAAGACCCUCACCACGCCUAUGGCAAACUCAAUCGCAGCACAACUGAACCUGAAGGGGACUUUUUCGAGGAAGGAGCAUCUGUCGAGGAUUACAUGAACCGAUUCGGAGUUUUCCCAUUCAAGUCGGAUUUUCCUGUUCCAAUUCUUGCUCCAACUGCUGCCACUCCGCUGACAGUGUUGAGAGGCGGAGACCCCACUUUUGACCUUCUUGAAAAGAAGAAAUAUGCAUACCAUAGACUGAACCAGUACAAGCCUUUUGUCAGCAUCAAAUACGCCUAUGAAAAGGGAGCCAGAGCUACUUUGGAUCUUUUGAGAAAAACAAAAAGCUGUCCUGAAAAAAUGGUGCGGGUGCCAAAGGAAAUGGUUUACCUUGCCGAGGCUGUGGAGUUGGAUCCUGAUCCGUCAUUUUGUGCCGAGUACAAUUGGUAUGUAACUGGAGGUGCCUUGUCGAUCUCAUCCAUUGCAGGCAGAAAUGUCUUGUUCUCACCUGGCUCAAGUGAUCUCAGUAGUUUAGCUGCCACACCUUUAAAGAGGAAGAAGUCGUUGCCAAUUAGAUUUUCCGUUCAAAAAGACCAGAAAUGUGAAUUCCGGUCCUUGGGAGGUCAGAUUUAUCAGAUCAAGAGUUUAGAGUUUGGAGAUGAAGCAUUCAUUGUCACCAGACAGCAGAGGUGUUGCCAGUUCUUCAAAUGUUCUCGCCAAAGUAGCCUGAAGAUAGAAAGUGUGCACGAAAGCCCCGCCUUGUGCAACGACACCUUCACCAGCGUGGAGCUCAAUCCGUGGAAUUGUGCAGAAUACAUGACUUGCACAAACAGCAGGGUCCUCAAUCUCUAUGAUGUGAAUUCGGAGAGCGUGAUGAACAUCAAAACUCCGAAGAAACAGGAGCUUCCUGAAAUGGCCAUAUACACUAAUGACGCUGAGAACUGGGGCCAAAUCAUGCGUCUGUGGCAGUGGAACAAAUCACAUUUCAGCCUCAACUCGCAAGAUGAAAUUUUCUUCACAGACGAAUCUUCAGCAGUUUUGAUUGACCGUCGCACUGAGUCUAAACCGACAGUGGUUCUCGACAUUCGAAACAACGUCAGCUUAUUCAACGAUUUGAUGCCAUGCGAAGCAAUUACCCUGAGCUGCAGUAGUGUCGUUGACGCUCAAAUGCUUUACGUGGCCACAACGCACAACCUAUUCAGCGUGGAUCUGAGAAAGCCAAACCAGCCAGCGCAGUGCUGGAGUCACUGCCUCUCUUCACCUCCAGUUUUCAUUAGCCAGAGCUGCUAUGCCGAAAAUCGAGAGUUGCUGCUGCUCUGUUCGAGUUGUCAAAAGGAAAUUGUCGGCAUCACUAAUGAGUGGAAUUCAAUUGGAGAAGAACCUAUCAGCAGGGUGCAGCCAUUCCUUCUGCCCAGCGCAAAUAACACCUUGUUGGAAGCCAACAAACUCGGGUGCUGCUUGAAGCCAAAUUUGAAAAAUAGACUGCAGUCGAGUCGCAUCGGGAUUUGCUGCACCGACUCAAAGAAGCCAACUGUGUUUUCGGUGAACGCGUGUGGAGAUGUUUUCUUUCAAAGUCUGGACGGCAUUCAUGAUGCUGCAAAGCCAAAUAUUGACUUAAAGAAUGUCAUGAGUUCCUGGAGCGAUGCUGUGGAGAAGUUAGACUGGAAAGUCCCAUCGAGCAAAUCCAAGAGCCAUGCUGUCGUCGAUCCAUCAGAUCUUGCUCAAAAAGUGACGACUUGCAACGUAAGCCAACCUUAUGCGUCUCAAGGAACGGAAGAGCCAGGAGUUAGGCCCGAGUUGCCGUUCAUGCUGAAGCAGCUGGACCUUUUUGAGGGAGUGGAGAAUCCACUAAAUUCAAAAAUUCUGGAGCAAUGGGGAAUUUACUCGCAGCAAGACUGGGAAACAAAGAAGGUUGAAGCCUUGGGCGGCGUGGUGGAGUCGACAGCUAAAAUCGAUUUGGUUUCUGAUUGGCUGGCCGCUAAUCCGUCACACACUUGUGAAACUCCAAGAAGAAUGACUCAAGAAUCUCAAGACGUUGACGAGUUUGACUCGCAAAUAUUUUCUCAAGAUCUUGUGUCUGCCAGUCAGGAAGAAUAUCUGGUUGAGAGUAGCCAGUUACCUGAGGAAAUUGGCCAGGAAGCAGCCACUGACAAAGAUGUGUUAAAGAUGAAACUCUUUUCUAAGUAUUCGAAUGUUGGGAAGAAGAGACGGAGAUAUGAUGGAUUUUAAUUUUGUAGCAAAAGUGGAAAUAUACACCUUAUUUUGAUAUUCUU
Molecule: messenger RNA, 2630 nt
Organism: Cloeon dipterum
Lineage: Eukaryota; Metazoa; Arthropoda; Insecta; Ephemeroptera; Baetidae
Exons: 11
Coding region: 145-2586 (813 amino acids)
Source: RefSeq, a predicted model, not a curated record